AUGGAGGAACCUCCGGCUAAUGGCCGUGACAUGUAUGACAUUAUACUGGAGAACUUCGACGUCGAGUUUGAACCAGAAGAGGGGCCUACUAUCAAUGACAACGCUGCCAUUGAGGAGGUCUACCAGGAAGGCAUCGGCGCUAGCAUUGUGCAAGAGUCAGAAGCUUGGGUUGGACCCCCCUUGUCCAUGGCGGUGCAGCUACGCGCGUCUCCAGCGGAACAGACCGUGGCGAAUCGUGGAGCUGUCCGAUCCCGCAGAGCACACAUGCGACCGCCGCAUGCGGGCCCGGUGGUGGCCGGGCUGAAGGUAGGCAUCACGGCGCAGCGAUUCGGCGACUGGUGCGAGUCUUUCCGCUACAUUCCGGCGGUGCAAGAGCGCAUUCGGCGGAUCGACAGAGGAGCAACCGUGGAGCUUCUGACGUACAACCACGAAUUUCUCCGCUUCUUCAUGGCGCCGAGUGCAACACGCGAAGCGCUGAAGACCUGCAGGCCUGUCAUCGCAAUGGACGCGACGUUCCUGAUCCGUGCUCAAAAGGCUACCCUGCUGUACGCCAACGCGAUGGACGGCAAUCAGCAGAUCAUCCCCAUCGCGUGGGCCCUCGUAGAGAGCGAAACCAAGGACACAUGGACGUGGUUUUGCCGUCUCUUUGACAAGCACUGCUCCGACUGGAAGGGACGGGACGACGCGGCCAUCAUCAAUGACCGGGACAAAGGUCUCAUCCCGGCGGUGAAGGAAGUGUUCCCUGAGACUCCGCACUACUUUUGUGGGUGGCACAUGCAGCAGAACGUGAAGCGGUUCGGGAAGACCUCCUCGGACAUGUUGUGGCGGCUUUUGACAGCCCGGACAUUGGAGAAGUACAACGAGCUCAAGGUCGGUGCACGGGAAUCCCAUCCCCUGCUCACGACUUACCUCUACGGUCCGGCGCCUGUUGCCGACGCGGUCGGUCCAAACCCCACUCCACCAGCUGGUUUCCGUAUUCGCCGCCGCAACGUGCAGCAAACACGCCGGACGCGUGCGACCGCCAACAACAUUGCGGCCGAAGCGGCUGAAGCACGGCGUCGUGCUCGCCAGGCACUGUCGCAGCGAAGCGGCCGCCGACAGAGACAGAGCGGCGCAGGACGACCACCUCCGAAUGCCGCGGCGGCGGGGCCGUCCGGAGCGCCCCGGCCGUCCACAGCACCGUCGCCCGCUGCUGCGACCCGCCCCGCCGCUGCACAUGCAUCAUCCGCCACGCCAGGCCCGUCUGCAACGCCAGGGCCGUCCGCAGCGCCCCGCCCUUCCACAGCACCGUCGCCCGCUGCUGCGACCCGCCCAGCAGCGGCACAUGCAUCAUCCGCCACGCCAGGCCCGGCUGCAACGCCAGGGCCGUCCGCAGCGCCCCGCCCUUCCACAGCACCGUCGCCCGCUGCAGCGACCCGCCCAGCCGCAGCACAUGCAUCAUCCGCCACGCCAGGGCCAUCUGCCGCGCCCGGGCCCCCAGCUGCGCCCCUUCCGUCCACGGCACCGUCGCCCGCUUCAGCGACACGCACAUCCGAGGCACAUGCAUCAUCCGAGUCGGCAAGCCCAUCGGCAGCACCAGGGCCGUCCGCAGCGCCACCCCCAUACGCAGCACCGUCCCGCGCUUCUGCGACCCACCCUUCAGCUGCACCAGCAUCUUCCGCAUCGCCAUGUGGACCCGCAGACCCGAUGCCCACCGCAACCCCUCGCCCGGACACUACUAAAGGACCAUCCACAACGCCGUCACCAACCACUCCGUACGACCCAUCUGAUGCAACAGGUGCGUUUGAAUAA
This is a messenger RNA of Closterium sp. Yama58-4, 1791 nucleotides long. NCBI's taxonomy places the organism in Eukaryota, Viridiplantae, Streptophyta, Zygnematophyceae, Desmidiales, Closteriaceae. The record is from the annotation of a GenBank genome assembly.